This is a messenger RNA of Paramecium pentaurelia, 747 nucleotides long. The record is from the annotation of a GenBank genome assembly. NCBI's taxonomy places the organism in Eukaryota, Ciliophora, Oligohymenophorea, Peniculida, Parameciidae.
AUGCAUAUAUACUUAAUGAUUGAUCUAUCACUUAAUAUCCUGAUGAACAUGAUCCUUCACAUACAAAGUCCAAAUAAUUUUAAAACUUACCUUAGCAAGAGUCAUAGCAAUUAUUUUAAUCUAAAAAUUUAAAGUAAGGGCAAGAAGUGCAGAAGAUAGCACUUUAUUCACAAGUAGCACAAGUAUGGCUACAUGGUAAACAUUAUAAGAGUAAGGUAUUACCAUAAUAUCCAUCCUCACAUGGAUACAUACAUCGAUGAGUAUCAGUUUGAUGCAGAAAAGUUUAAUAAUCUUUAUUGGCUCUUAUAGUACCACAUUUCUCCUUAAAGCAUUAAUUAAUCUGAUAUCCAUUAAUAUUGUUAUUCUCAUAAAUUAAAUCUUGAGGAUCACAAGAUGUUCUACAGGAACUAACAUUAUCUAUUAUUUCUAAGUAUUGAGGAUAACAUGACUUAACACACAUAUUCUAAUCCAUUGGAUACUGAUAUAAACAACUAGUACAAAAUUUAUCGCUAGUACAUGAUUUACAAAAUUAGGGACAAUAUUAAAGUAAAACAAUUGAUUUGGGUGAUACUUCGUCAGGAAUUUCUUAUACUACUUCAUAUGUAUCAAUUAAAUUUGCUUUCAGGCAUUAGUUCUAAAAUAAUUUAUAUCCAACGCUGCAUUCUUUAACACAAUUUUUAUUCUCUGUAUAUAACCAAGUUGGACAUUCUAAUUCACAAGUCCAAUUAUAUUUGUUAUUAAAAUUGA